Dictyostelium discoideum AX4 is the source of this 183-nucleotide messenger RNA. RefSeq lists its product as hypothetical. The transcript is spliced from 2 exons. The coding region runs from base 1 to 183 and encodes 60 amino acids. The record is from RefSeq and is a predicted model, not a curated record. Lineage: Eukaryota; Evosea; Eumycetozoa; Dictyosteliales; Dictyosteliaceae.
AUGUCCAUUUUUAGAUCUUUAUCAUCAUUUAAUAUUUCUUUUAAAUCAAAUAAAUCAAAUGAUUUUAAUUUUAAUAAUUACAAUGGCUUAGUCAAUCAAUCAUCAAAUGAAUUAUCAAGAUGGAAUCCAAAAGAAACUGUUGUCUUUGUAAAACAAGGUGGAAAAGAUCGUAUUGCUGCAUAA